Mollisia scopiformis is the source of this 980-nucleotide messenger RNA. RefSeq lists its product as uncharacterized. The coding region runs from base 253 to 828 and encodes 191 amino acids. NCBI's taxonomy places the organism in Eukaryota, Fungi, Ascomycota, Leotiomycetes, Helotiales, Mollisiaceae. The record is from RefSeq and is a predicted model, not a curated record. The transcript has a single exon.
GAAGAAGCCUUCAGAUAUCUGUGUCCUGCACCUCCACAAGUUCAGUGGCCACCAAGCUUCAACAUUCGAGCGUUCUUCCAAUCAGCAUCCCAGUGCCAGCAUGUGGAACAGUUGUUCUUUGGAUCCUUCGAACGAAGACUCGACUUUCGCAAGACUUGUAUUCUUUCUCGCAUCUCCACCAUUCACUUAAUUUGCAAAAUUGCGUGAAGGUCCAACCUUUCUGCUGACCAGCAUCCAUUUCGAUCAGAAGGCAUGACAUCAUUAGAUGGAGAAGAAGAAUGUAAUUCUGAAGACGCAUUUCCAACGUUGGAUUGGCAUGUCAACUCCGAUCACGGCGAGCCACCGUUGACUUUUGAUUCAUCCACGACCUUCCCCAGUCCGAGCUUAGAGUCUUCUUGCAAUCCUUUUGAGGAAAGCUUUCGCAACGCACAACAUUGGGAGACGUGGGAUAGGGAUUCCAUCUCAACAGCAUCUUUCCAAGGAAACGUACCAAACGUUUCGAACGACCUUCAUUACGCCACAGAUCUAUAUUCCAUGAUCACCACGACUCCUGCAGAAGGAGAAAACCCGUUUCACUAUACAUUGGGGCGGACCAGUCCCGAAUACAACAACACAACUACUUCUGACUUCGUGUAUCCAGCUAUGACGACAUCGCCACUAUCCACCACUUCCUUUAUGGGUUACAAUACUGGAGAGCAGAUAGAUAUAAACAAAUCUUACACAGACCAUACGACUAAGGUGAACACACAGAUGCGCCAUCAUAAAGAAAAGCUAACAGAACUACCAGCUACUGUCGACAGCAACAAGUUCUUCCAAAACAAAGCCUAAGAGAUCAAGUACAAACAGGCAUGCGAAACAGAACCGUGUAGGUGAGCAUGAUACCACAGAAAUGAGGUAUAGAGGGAGGAUGAAUAACGAGUUCGCAACGUUGUUCUCAGCACUUCAUGCAGUUGGGGAACUUGGGCCUAGUGUCCUGGAAA